UUAUGGAAGAAACUUACCAUAGAAAAUUCAGAUUAGGUGAGUUGACGAAGAAAAACAAAGAGAAGAAAUGAAUGAAAUGAAGGUGUCAAUGGUGAUGGGCUUUUGUACAAAUUUGAAAUUUAGGAUUGGGAGGGAAGGUUGAAGGAAGGGUCAAAUAGUGUGGGAAUGUGGGUUUUGAGUGUUUGACGGUGAACGGUAUAGAAAUUUAGGCAAGCUUUCGACCCGUUUUGUUGUCCUUUUGUCAAAUAGGAUAAGUGUAGGAGCAGCAAGCCCUUUUGUCCAAAUCCAAGUCUGUGAAGGAUACAAGGAGAGAACUCAGAGAAGAGACCGAUGUCUUCAGUGACAGUGCCACCCGUCUUGACCUCGCCUCGCGAUGACGCUAUUCAGCUCUACCGGGCUUUCAAGGGGUUAGGAUGUGACACUGCAGCUGUUGUCCAUAUUCUUGCACACCGGGAUGUUACACAACGCGGUCUCAUCCAACAAGAAUAUAGAGCCAUGUAUUCUGAUGACCUGGUUAAACGUUUGUCUUCAGAGCUUAGUGGGAAUGUCAAGAGAGCAGUGUUACUCUGGGUACAAGAUCCUGCAGGACGGGAUGCUUCCAUAGUGAGGCAAGCAUUAAGUGGAAAUGUGGUUGAUCUCAAAGCUGCUACUGAAGUAAUAUGUUCCCGCACACCAUCCCAGAUACAACAUUUUAAACAACUGUAUUUUGCAAUGUUUGGUGUUUACCUUGAGCAAGAUAUCGAAUAUCAAGCAUCUGGCGAUCAUAAAAAGUUGCUACUUGCAUAUGUAAGAGUGCCACGCUAUGAAGGCCCAGAAGUUGAUAGAGCAAUGGUCGAGAAGGAUGCCAAAGCUCUCUAUAAAGCUGGGGAGAAGAAAUUGGGAACUGAUGAGAAUACUUUCAUACGUAUUUUUUCUGAAAAAAGCAGGGCUCAUUUAGCUGCUGUUAGUAGUGCUUACCACAGUGUGUAUGGUAACUCAUUGCAAAAGGCAGUAAAAGGUGAAACAUCUGGGCAUUUUGAGUUUGCCCUUUUGACUAUCUUACAGUCUGCUGAGAAUUCUGGGAAGUACUUUGCAAAGGUACUGCACAAGGCGAUGAAGGGCCUGGGAACAGAUGACACUACACUAACCAGGAUAAUUGUGACAAGAGCCGAGAUUGAUCUACAGUACAUAAAGCAAGAGUACAGAAAGAAAUAUGGGAAGACAUUAAAUGAUGCUGUUCAUUCAGAGACUUCAGGGCAUUACAAGGCGUUUCUUCUUGCUCUCUUGGGCCCCAACCAUUAGGCAAGAUAUCAUCUGGGAAUCGUGUAAGAUAGGAGUGCUAGUGGCAAGAAAGGUGAAUCAACUCUCAACCCUGUCCCACGGCAAGAAAGUUCUCCGGGUUCAUGCCUGGUUGUCCAUGCUUGCUGAUUCUACAAGCAAUUUCUCAAGUUUGUUGGAUAAUGAUUUCUUGUAUAAUAAGCUAUAUUUGUUUGGUUUUCUUUCUUGCUUUGUAUUCUUGUUUCCUUUCUUUUUAGAAAUGUGUCAUGUAUGGUGUGAAUGGCUUGUUCAUGUAAUGAAAUUGUUGACUUAAAGAAAGCGUGCUCCUACUGGGACCAAAAAACAAGGAAAUGGAUGGGUUGCUUCUUGCCUCUGAAAACAUCUUUCCUCAUGGGCUCUAUA
Molecule: messenger RNA, 1659 nt
Organism: Vitis riparia (riverbank grape)
Lineage: Eukaryota; Viridiplantae; Streptophyta; Magnoliopsida; Vitales; Vitaceae
Product: annexin D5
Exons: 7
Coding region: 331-1281 (316 amino acids)
Cellular component (GO): cytoplasm
Molecular function (GO): calcium-dependent phospholipid binding; calcium ion binding
Source: RefSeq, a predicted model, not a curated record